Molecule: messenger RNA, 1235 nt
Organism: Andrographis paniculata
Lineage: Eukaryota; Viridiplantae; Streptophyta; Magnoliopsida; Lamiales; Acanthaceae
Product: vacuolar protein sorting-associated protein 29
Exons: 4
Coding region: 212-775 (187 amino acids)
Biological process (GO): intracellular protein transport; retrograde transport, endosome to Golgi
Cellular component (GO): endosome; retromer complex
Source: RefSeq, a predicted model, not a curated record
GGUUGAACAGCCAAACCCCGUAACUCCGUCACAUAAUCCAGAUUCCAGCCCUAAUCUCUUUCCACUUCUUCUUUCUUUUUCUUCGUCUGCUACAGCUACAGGCGCAAAAUCUUUGGUCUCCUCUUCAGCCGGUGCACUAAUUUAUUGUGGAUUGCACUUGAAAAUUGGGGGAAAGAGGAUUGAAUUGGUUAUACUGUUCGAGUGACUGGAGAUGGUGCUCGUACUGGCAUUGGGCGAUUUGCAUAUACCGCAUAGGGCACCCGAUCUGCCAGCAAAGUUCAAGUCUAUGCUUGUUCCUGGAAAAAUUCAACAUGUUAUUUGCACUGGCAAUUUGUGCACGAAAGAGGUUCACGACUACUUAAAAACAGUUUGUCCCGACCUGCACAUCACUCGGGGUGAGUAUGACGAGGAGCCACGCUACCCAGAAACCAAAACACUAACAAUCGGUCAGUUCAAGCUCGGUGUCUGCCAUGGCCAUCAGGUAAUUCCAUGGGGAGACCUCGACUCUCUGGCCAUGCUCCAGCGCCAGCUAGAUGUCGACAUUUUGGUGUCUGGCCACACACACCAGUUCACAGCCUACAAGCACGAGGCUGGGGUGGUUAUAAACCCGGGUUCUGCCACCGGUGCCUUCAGCAGCAUCACUUAUGACGUCAACCCGAGCUUUGUCCUCAUGGACAUUGACGGGCUGCGCGUCGUCGUUUAUGUCUACGAGCUAAUCGAUGGGGAAGUCAAGGUUGACAAAAUUGAUUUCAAAAAGACCACGACAUCUACCUGAUGACGGUUAAUGUAUCCUUGGGAGUGUCUGAUCCUUAGCAUGUUAGAGAUUCUUGCUUUAUAGACUUUCGUGAAUGUACAAACGAGUUUUUUCAAUCUGUUCAUGUCUCUGCUGUUUAUUUGGAUGAAGUUGUACUACUGUUGGGACGAAAUGCUGAUUCGUGAAGUUCUUGUUCUGACAGCGAUUCGAUCUGCCUAAGGAAGCCGGCAAAAAAUCUUCUGUUUUGGCUGAUGAUGGGAUCCUUUUCGAUCUGUCUCUCGUGCCUUUGGUAACUAUUCUGCUUUGUUCUUGUAAUAAUGUUGCAGUUUCGAAUUUGUUCAGUUUUCUACCAUGCUGUUUUGAGAAAAUUUGAUGUGGGAGUAGCAGAAUUUUUUGAAAUGUGCUUUUGAAAUCAUUUGAAUUGUUACAUCUCCAGGAACAUUAUAUAUAUAUAUAUAUAUGUAUUUAUUGUUUGAUGAAA